CUCUAUCACAACGCCAUACACCGCAGUGCAUCCAGAACAAACAGCACCAGAGAAAAGAAAACAAUGAAGGACAAAGAAGAAAGCAUUCACCGAUGCCUCCAUCCCGACGCAAGACCCUCAUCCAGUGUCAUUACGCGAGCCAUCAUCCGCACCCUCCAACUCAUCUUCGCGGUGCUCGUCGCCGCCCUCUACGCGGUCGACCUGGCCCAUGCUACCGAAACGCGAUCUCGCGCCUCCUCGGAAUGGAUCUUCGCUCAAACCGUCGCCUGCCUCUCCGCCGUGACCGCCGUUGUCCAUUGCACGCUGGGGCGGAAGCGGGUGGUCGCGGCCUGGUCCGCUUGGGACUUCGUGCUCUUUGUUCUCUGGCUCGCGCAGACGGGAGUCUUCGGGACGAUUUACAUCUCUGAUGAUGUGGAGCUAUUGUACCGUGAGAGGACGACUUCUUUGCUUCGGAUGAGGGUAGCGGUCUGGAUUGAUCUCGUGAAUAUGGUGCUAUGGUUGGGGACGACGGUCAUGGGGCUGGUUUGGUGUGUUCGGGCGCGGAAGAGUUCUCGCUGUGCAAAGGGAUGUGAUUGUGCGGGGGCAGUCAGGGGUCCAGAGGUGGAGAAUGUGAUGGUUGGCAGUUCGACACGAAAGCAGCAUGAGACGGAGGCGUUGGCGAACUAUGCGGAGGCCGUCGAGCGGUUGGUGGCGGGCGAGGCGGACAGUCCUCCGCCGCCUUACUGUGAGAAAGAGAGGCUCGCCCAGGUUGAGAAAGGGUUGCGGUGA
Aspergillus brunneoviolaceus CBS 621.78 is the source of this 768-nucleotide messenger RNA. RefSeq names its product MARVEL domain-containing protein. The coding region runs from base 64 to 768 and encodes 234 amino acids. NCBI's taxonomy places the organism in Eukaryota, Fungi, Ascomycota, Eurotiomycetes, Eurotiales, Aspergillaceae. The record is from RefSeq and is a predicted model, not a curated record. The transcript has a single exon.